This is a messenger RNA of Pseudopipra pipra, 9811 nucleotides long. It is a transcript of the gene PTBP3, whose product is annotated as polypyrimidine tract binding protein 3. The record is from RefSeq and is a predicted model, not a curated record. NCBI's taxonomy places the organism in Eukaryota, Metazoa, Chordata, Aves, Passeriformes, Pipridae. Gene Ontology annotation, molecular function: mRNA binding. Gene Ontology annotation, cellular component: nucleus. The coding region runs from base 187 to 1740 and encodes 517 amino acids. Gene Ontology annotation, biological process: regulation of RNA splicing; mRNA processing. The transcript has 15 exons.
CAAGUAUUUUGGCUGUUGAUCCUGUUGAUACCACUCUUCCCUGCUCUUGCUGCUUCCCUGUUGACUGAAGUUGUUCAAACUCAAGUCUGUUGCCAAAAGAGCAGCACCAUCCUCGACAGCACAUUUCUGCACCUCCCUCUGUGGUCCUGACGAACUUCUUCUGGUGUCAGUAACAGAUCGUUUACCAUGAGCAAUUCUACUCCAACUACAGACAAUGAGAAGAAAAAAAUCAAAGGGGGCAAAUCACAAUGUUUGCCUUCACGUGUCCUUCAUAUUCGUCAAAUUCCAAGUGAUGUUACUGGAGCAGAAGUCAUUGCAUUAGGUCUCCCUUUUGGCAAAGUAACCAAUUUCUUGAUGCUAAAAGGAAAAGGUCAGGCAUUUUUGGAAAUGGCUUCUACAGAAGCUGCUGUUUCUAUGGUGAACUACUAUACUCCUGCUACACCUCACCUCCACAAUCGGCCAGUUUAUAUUCAGUAUUCCAAUUACAAAGAACUUAAGACUGAAAAUCUACAUAAUCAGGCUAGAGCCCAGGCUGCAUUGCAAGGUGUGAAUGCUGUGCAGCAUGGAAGCCUGGCUAUUACAAGUGCUCUUGAUGGUGAAGGUGGACACCUUCCAAGUCAAGGUUCUGUUCUUCGAAUCGUUGUUGAAAAUGUUUUUUACCCUAUCACUUUAGAAAUGCUGUAUCAGAUUUUCUCUAAAUUUGGAUAUGUCUUGAAGAUUGUCAUGUUCCAUAAGAACAAUCAAUUCCAAGCGUUGCUCCAAUACGCUGAUGCAAUGAAUGCAUAUUGUGCCAAAAUGUCUCUGGAUGGCCACAGUAUCUAUCCUGGGUGCUGCACUCUGCGUAUUGAUUUCUCCAAGUUAACUACCCUAAAAGUAAAGUACAACAAUGACAAAAGCAGAGAUUUCACUCGCGUUGAUCUUCCUUUUGGUGAUGGCCAACGAACCCUGGAUGCAUCUUUAGCUGCUACCUUUGCCACUCCAAAUACGAUAUUCCCAUCAUAUCCAGGGGCUGCUGGAUUUGCCCAACCCUUGGGCUUUCCUCAAGGUGCUGGUAUUUCAGUUCCAGCUGCUCCUGGAGCACUUGGUUCUCUCACAAUCACCCCGUCAACAGUGUCUGGACAGAUUCCUGGUGUUACUGGUAUUCCAGGAAAUUCUGUUUUACUAGUCAGCAACCUCAACCCUGAAGCCAUCACACCAUAUGGACUUUUCAUCCUAUUUGGUGUAUAUGGUAAUGUGCAUCGUGUGAAGAUUAUGUUUAAGAAAAGAGGAAUUGCUUUGGUUCAGAUGGCAGAUGCAACCCAGGCUCAAUUAGCUAUCAACCACUUGAAUGGACAGAGGCUUUAUGGAAGGGUCAUGCAUACUACUCUUUCAAAAUAUCAGACAAUUCAACUUCCUCGUGAAGGGCAAGAAGACAAAGGUCUGACAAAGGACUAUAGCAAUAGCCCUUUACAUCGCUUUAAGAAUCCUGGCUCUAAGAACUGCCAAAAUAUUUUUCCUCCAUCUGCCACCCUGCAUCUCUCCAACAUCCCGCCUUCUGUUACUGUUGAUGAUUUGAAGAACCUUUUUGCAAGUAAAGGAUCUACUGUGAAAGCCUUCAAAUUUUUCCAGAAAGAUUGCAAAAUGGGUCUUAUCCAACUGGGCUCUGUGGAAGAAGCAGUUCACGCUCUCAUUGAGCUUCACAAUCAUGACUUUGGAGAAAACCAGCAUCUCCGAGUUUCCUUCUCAAAAUCUACAAUAUGAAUUUUCUGUGCACUUUCCUUUUAAUAUAGUAAAAUCUUCAGAGACUGAGAAAGCUGAGACCAGCUCUGUCUCUUAAAAGAAGAAGCUCAUUCAUACACAAAGAAUUAGGUGAUGAUUCUGAAUUUUCUGAUUCUAUCUGCAAGUAUGUGAUCCAUAGAAAGAUUAUUCUGUGAAAUAGCUUUAGCAACAAUAUUUAUCAAAUUUCCUACUUAAAAUUAUAUUUUGAGAACAUCCUUUACGUUUUUAUUCUAAAUUAGCCUUAGAAAACAUUUUAGAGUGCUUUUACAAUACACCAAACAAAGAGUAUUAUUAACAAAAUGGUAAAUAUACUCUACGAAGAUUAAACACUAAUUUCAAUGCAAAGUAGCGCUCGGGUUUCUUGAAGAAAAGCAAGCAGUGACUGUGAGUAUCCUCUAAAUAGUAUUUAUGUUACCAGGGUGUGGAUUUAUACUUUGGCAGUUCUUUACAAAUAACUUGUGUCAUAUUAAUAUAAUACGAAAAUAAAUUACAGUAGCCCGGCUUACUCUUUGGGGGUUCAGAGCCAAAUCCUCUUUAUUCAAAUGAAACAACACCUUAUGUACGGGAGUUCAAAGUAACACGUGACUCCUCUGACCAAUCACCAGGGGUACCUCAUUAUCCAUGUUCAUGGGAGUACAUUUGGACUUCAUUUCCCAGGGUGCCUCAUCCAGCAUUCUUCCUGAAACCCGACUCCUACAAUAACUUGUUUAUAAAAAUAAAAAGUCUGUGCUGUUCCUACAGAUUAAAUUAUUAGAGGAAAGGCAGUGCCUUUUCCUUGUGGAAUAAAGAUAUUUCACAAGUUUCUUCAAGUUGUAGGAUCAGACAUUUAGGUUGAUUUAACCGUGGGAUGGAAGUUUGAUGUCCUAUUUUUACUAUGAAGUGAUGGGUAAUAGUACUUUGGAGAAUAUAAAACAAGAAAAUAGUCGUGAUUUAAAAUAAAUUUUUGCAUUUCUCUAAAUAAUUGUUUACAAUGUUAUGGAAAAUAUUCAGGUCUGUGAUGGUUUGAUAGGUUUUAAAGAAGUUAUUUUUGUUAAGGUUAUCUUUGGGGGCAGAAAAAACCCCACCUUUAAGAGGUUUUUUUACCACUAAUGUCUAAUACUUAAAUAAAUGUGUAUUUACCUUAUUUCUUAUUAUGUGCCUUAUAUGUGUGUAUUAUACAAUAGCUUAGAAUGUUAUCUGAAGUAUCUUGAAAAAAUAUUGUGAGCUUUGUGAUAAUUCUCUUCUUGGUCUUUUUAAAAAUGUUUUCCUUGAUACUUAAAGAUAUAUUUUUUCUUUAGGUAAUUCUCUGAAUUCUAGUUUCUUGUGCUUUUUUUAUAGAGAUUGGAUAUAGGUGCAGCCUAACUAGUCUUUGGUAACUAUGUUUCCCUCCUUGUCCAACAAAGAAUGGAGGUUCUCCUUGUCCCUCCUUUUGCUGUUGAUGCAUUUAUAAAAAUGCUUUUUGUUGUCCUUAACAGAAGUGGCCAGAUUACAUUCAAAUUGUGCUUUUGCCUCUCUAAUUUUCUUUCUAUAUGACAUAACUACAUAUGACAAACACUUCAUGAGUUGCCUGCCCUUUUUUCCGAAAGUGAUAGACUCUCUUUUUUUCCCUAAUUUCCUGCAAAAUCUCCCUGUUCAGCCAGGAUGGUCAUCUUUCCCACUGGUUCACCUUUGGGCACAUAGGAACAGCCUGCUCCUGUGCCUUCAAGAUUUCUUUCUUGAAGCAUGUCCAGCCUUCCUGGACCCCUUUUGUUUUUAAGGGCUGUUUCCCAAGGUACCCUCUGAACCAGCCUCCUGAAUGGGCCAAAGUCUGCCCUCCGGAAGUCCGAGGCUGAGGUUUUGUUGACAUCCUUCCUUACUUCACCAAGUAUUGAAAACUCUAUCGUUAUGUGAUCACUGUGCCCCAGACAGCCUCUGACCACCACAUCUCCCACAAGCCCUUCUCUGUUUGUAAACAGCAGGUCUAGCAGGGCCCACCCUGGUAGGUUCAUUUAUCAGCUGCAACAAGUUAUCCUCCAUACACUCUAGGAAUCUCCUAGACUGCUACUCUUCUGCUGUGUUGAGUUCCCAGCAGACAUCCGGCGGGUUAAAGUCACCCGGAAGAAUAAGGGCUGGUGAUUUUGAAACCUCCACCAGCUGCUUGUAGAAUAAUUCAUCACCCUCUUCAUCUCAGUAUUGAACUUAAAGUAAUAGAAUGCUAUCAUUCUUUCCUUUGUAAGUAUGAAAAAAUAUUUGAUACUGAAUGUUGAUUUCUCUUUGGGGAACAAGCUGAGAUGCAGUUAGGUUUGGUCUUGAAUGUACAGAUGAAUAUUACUGAUUUUUGAUCAUAUUUUGGAAAGUUAACUUUCACUUUAAGAUAUUUUUCUUUCUAGAAUUUCCUUUUAAAUAAAUUAAUUUUAAGUAAAUUUAAUUUUACUGUACCACAUUUUAAAGAGGUAUUUCUUUCAAACACAGUGUAGUGGGUUGACCCUGGUCAGAUGCCAGGUACCCACUAAAGCCACUCUCUCCCUCUGCAACUGGACAGAGGAGAGAGAGCUAAAAAAUGAGCUAAAGAUUCAUGAGUUGAGAUAACGGCUGGGAGAGGUCAGUUACUGAUUACCUUCACUGGGAAAACAGACUCAAAGUGGGGAUAGUACUUAAAUGUAUUACUAACAGGAUCAGAGCCAAAGAGUGAGAAAUAAAACAAUCUUAAAAACACCUUCCCCCCCCUCCUGCCUUCCAUGUUUUCCCCCAGCGGUGCAGGGGGACGAGGAAUGCGGGUUACGGUCAGUUGUUGUUUCUGCCACUGAUCAGAGAGAGGGGUCAUUCCCCUGCUCCUGUGGGGGCCCUCCCACAGGAGACAGUCCUUGAUGGACCUCUCCAAGGUGAGUCCAUCCCUCAGGCAGCAGUUCUUCCCAAACUGCUGUCCCGUGGGUCACUCCUCCAUGGGGUGCAGUCCUUCAUGAACGAGCUGUACUGAUGUGGGUCCCCCACAGGGGCCACAAGUGCUACCCGGGAAAAACCUGCUCCAGCAUGGGCUUCCCUCUCCACAGGCUACAGGACCUUCCUCUCUGGCAGGACCCUGCUCCAUCUUGGGCCUCCCUCGGGGUCACAGCCUCCUUGGGAUAUCCGCCUGCUCCAGCACGGGCUCCUCCAUGGGCUGCACCACGGGCUGCAGGGCCUCAGCUCUGGUACCUGGAGCACCUCCUGCCCCUCCUUCUGCACUGACCUUGGUGUCUACCUCGUUGUUCCCAUGUUCUCACUCCGCUCUUCCCUGGCUGGAAUUCUUUCUGUGCAAUACCUUCUGUUCUUAAAUAUGUUAUCACAGAGGCAUUACUGUUACUCCUGAUUGGCUCAGCCUUGGCCAGUGGGAGGAAGUCUGUCCUAGAGCCAGCUGGCACUGGCUCCACCAGACAGGGGAAGCUUCUGGCAGCUUCCAACAGAAGCCACCCCUGUAGCCCCGCCCCUGCUACCAAAACCCAACCACAGAAACCCACUACACAUGGCUUUUAUGUACUUUUAACUAUUGCAGAAUUUGUUUCGGCUGUAAUGUUUUGCCACUCAUUCUUGUUGUUUUUUUCAUUAACUUGUAUGAAUUGUAUGACUUUAUCUUUCUAGAAGAAAGGCUAUGUUUCUACCAUGAUGUGAGUAUUCUGUAGUAAAGUUUUUCAAAUUUUUUCUCUGAAUUAUUUUUGCAAAAUCAGCCAGAUACUCUAGCUUGCUUUCCUUUAAUGCGUGUUGGUUAGAGAUGUAGUGUUAAAGAAACUUGUAGUCCAGGCUGCCCUUGACUUUCACAUUUCCCUCCUUGUUGGGAGAACAAGAUCCAGCAUAGCACCUCUCCUCCUUGGCUCCUCUAUCACUUGGAGAAGUAAGUUACCAUCAACACAACCUCCUGGAUUGCUUAUGCCCUGCAGUGUUGACAGAUACUGGGAUGGUUGAAGUCAUGAGGACCAGGGCUUUUGAAUGUGAGGCCACUCCAAUCUGUCUGUAAAGGACCUCAUUUGCUUGGUUUUCCUGGUUGGGUGACCUGUAGCAGACCCCCACUAUAAAGUCACCUGUUCCUGUCCUGCCUUUAAUCCUGAGCUAUAAGCUAUAAGCUCCUCAUACAUCCCCAGGUGAAGGUGCACGCGCUCCAGCUGGUCGUUGACAUAGAGGGCAACACCACCUCCUUGUCCACCCUUCCUGUCCUUCCUAAAGAGCCUGUGUCCUUCCAUUCCAACACUCCACUCUUUGGAGCCGUCCCACCAUGUCUCCAUGACAUGCCAAUGAGAUCAUAGCCCUGCAUCCAUGCACACAUCUCUAACUUCUCUUCUUUAUUCCCCGUCUUAUGUGCUAUUGCCUUGAAGUUGGGACCCCAAUGAAGCUGACUUGUUGGCUAGAAUUCCUUUUUGUUGCUCUUCAGGUGCUUUCCUGCUGACCUUUGAUCCCUCUUCAUGCUCUGGGCAUCUAUUGAUGGCAUCAGACUGGUAGGACUGGGAUGGACUGAGGUUCCCCUCCCUCUGGCACCUUUAGUUUAAAGCUCUCCUCACUAGCUUGGUAAGCCUAUGACUGAAGUUGCUCUUCCCUUUCUCUGACAGAUGGAUCCAUCAGCCCCCAGUAGACCCAGUUUCUCAAAGCAAGUCCCAUGAUCCAAGUCAAACUGGGCACCAGUCCCAGAACCAUUUGUAGAUUGACUAGAUUCACCUGGCCCUUUCAAACAGCUCUCCUUUGACUGUGAGGAUUGAUGAAAAAACUACCUGCAGAGACUUACAUUUUUUUUAAUUUAAGAAAAAUCUGAGUGGGGAUAUUUAUGAUGUUUCCUUUUUGGUUUUGUGGCACAACUGUUGUGCAUCUUUUUUGAUUCUUCUUUUUCUUUUUCUGCAACUGAAUUAUUCUUGUCAACUUACUUACAGAUUUGUGUAUGUCUUAAAGAUGCUGCCUGUUAGGGAGAUCUGCUUUUACAGGAUGUGCAGACAAGCUUCAAAGCUAACUGUACAUCUUAAUGUUUGCUUAGCAGAAUGAAGGCAUUAGUUAAGGCUAGUUUUUCUCAUGGGAUAUUCUGCCUUGAAUUAUUAAAAGCACAAACAUAACCCCAUCUUUAUCAAAAUGCACUGUUACUGAAGGAUUGUGGCAAAAGGAAUAAUUCUUAUAUUUUGUGCUUGACUCAUUAGUGCCUGGCUGUAAAAGCAUAGUUGCAUCUCAGUUCUUGAUUCUCUAAAGCAUAUUUUAGCAAAUCCCUUGAUAUCUGUGAAAAGAGCAGGAUUUGGGAAAGAAUGAUAUUAUUCUACAGAUUCUUACAGUGAUGUAGGAUCUAAAGGAACCUCUAGAGGCCUUAAUCCUACCUCUUAUUCAGAUUACGGACAACUUUGAGCAGUUGCUCAGAGAAUUGUCCAUGUAAAUUUUCAGUGUUUCCAAAAAUGAAGUUUUCACAAAUUCUUUGUUCCUGUGUUUGGCAGUCCUUACUGUGAAUUUGCUUCCCUAAUAUGUAGUUAGACUUUAAACAUACUGCAUCCUAUAAAGGUCUGUUGCCAUUUAACCUGUUAACUGUGUAAUUCCCAAGAAGAUUCUAGCUUCAUCUUCUCUAUACUGUAGCCUUGAGUUUUUAAAGAUAGGUUUAUAAUUUCUUUAACAUGUAUUAUUAAUUUCUGUUUAAAUCAUUUGUGAAGUACCUGAUAAUGUGCGCAGUGUAACCUGGAAUUUGUACUCUAAAACACUAGUAGGUACUGGAAAUUGCUGAUGUAGGUACUGGAAAUUGUAGAUUUUUUACUCCCCAGGGAAGUGAUCACAGCACCAAACCUGACAGAGUUUGAGAAGCAUUUGGACAGUGCUGUCAGGCACAUGGUGUGACUCUUGGGGUGUCCUGUGAAGAGCCAGGAGUUGGACUUGAUGAUCCUUGUGGGUCCCUUCCAACUCAGCAUAUUCUGUGAUUCUAUGACUGUGCCUUUGUUUAUGUCAUGGUCACAAAUAAACUCUGGGUUACCUCUGAUUCCAUUUUUUUGGAUGGAUGCACACUUGGUUCAAAGUGUAAUAAGGCCUUUUUAACAACCCAGGAGCAGCUAAGUGCCUUUUCAAAUGAUCCUUGGUUUGUUGUAUAAUGGUAAAACUUCUGUUUCUUUGAAUUUCUUCAGAAGUCUGUAAAUAUCUGAACAAAUUUCCUAAACUUUGAUAAUUUAACUCAGUUGCCUUGUCUGCUGGUUCUCAGUUGCUCUGUUGUUGUGUACUGAUAGAUUGAGAUCCUUCUUAUGCUGAAGAUAUUCCAUUUAUCUAUGGAGAUUUGCCUAUAGGUGACAUUUUCUGAUUACAGAUAGCAAACUUGUGUUUGUAUGCCAGAAAAUCUAUUAGUGUUUGUUGAUAAUACUGCCAGUGAGGUUUAUGUGAUCAGUUCUCUUGCUCUCCUCUGAUUCAUGUCAGUAGGAAAGUGAUAAGUUCUUCUUUUAUAAGGGACGUAGAUCUACUACUUGUCAUUUUAUGCUGCUAUAGCUUAUACUUCUGUUUUUCAAAUGAGAGGUCAGCUGCUUACAAAAAGCAUUGCUUUGCCUUUACCUUUGGCAGUGGUAUGUUGUUAAUUAGUGGUAUGUUGUUAAUUAGAUCAGAACUACCAGACUUAGUAUUGUUGCUGUUGUGCUAAAAGGAUGCUGGUCAGAUUGCACAGAAUUUUUUUCUUUAAAUUAACUUUAUCUUCUGAGAUUUUGUUUGCUGUAUACAAGACUGUUUGCCUGCUCUUUUUAAAGCAAAUCCUAACAGUUGAAGUGGAAAAUUUCUGAGGUACUUAACUUCAGGGUUUUAUUACCAGGGGAUGUGAUACAGAAACAAAAUUGUACCAAAGUUUUUGUGCCUUCAGAAGUUUUAUAUGUAGGGUUUUUCAUAUCUGUUGCUGUCUUAAUUAUAAUAAAUAUAUUUCCCCUUCUGGAAAUUGUAUAUUUAUAUUGUUAGAAAUUAUUGUUGUCCACUGACUAUAUAUGAAGUGAAUUACCUAUAUGAAGUGAAUUACAGCUGUUUCAGUACAGAUUUAAUUAUCCCCCUGCCUUUUCCAUUGCAGUUUUUUCUUUUGUACUGCAAUAUGCAGGAAUUCAAGCAUAACCCAUGUAUUUCCAACUUUAGGUAAUAAUAACAGGUACCUGGAGCAGUCCCAAAGAAAAGAAAUAGUUGAAGGUCUAAAUGAAGAAAGCUUUUACCUUGGCAGACUAAUGUCUUCACUGUAAGCAGUUUCUCGGGUCUCAGAAACUCUACAAUAUUCAUGAAUGGGAAGCUACCAUGCAUAAACUUCCUUCUAAGCACUUUCCAAUUAAUUUUGAAUAUGUUUUACACUUACUGCAAAAGUUCACCCUGGAACUGCAGCAACACAAGACCAAGGUUGUUAACCAAGCAGAUUCUUGCACCAAUCAGAAUGUCAUUUCACUCUCUGACCAAAGACUGUUCUAAUUUUACUGAGACAUGUGAAAAACCUUUUUUCUCUCACACUCCUUUCUGAUGGGAAGACCCAAUGCCAAGUGGACUUUGUUUGAGACUUCUAUUGGUGAUUGAAACAAUGGAAAAUGAGAUUGUAAUGUGAACCAAAUGGUGUGAGAUAAGGCAAAAGGUUAAUGGACUACUUUUAGUACUGUAUUCAAGACACAGAAACAUGUCUAAGAAUUGCUGUCAUUCCCUCAUUUUACAUGAUCUGUUCAUAAGUGUUCCCUUUCAGUUUAUAAAAAUGUUCAUCUAACACAAGAAAAUACUGUAAAUAUUUGUAACAUCAUGUUUUGUUUUGUUUUUUUUUUAACCUGGCAAAAAAGUGUUUGGGGGAACAAAUGGGAAUGUAAACUGUUUUUAUAUAAAAAAGAUUGUCUGUAUAUUUUAAUAAGCAACAGCUUUCAUUUGUGAAGUAUCUUACGGCAUUGCUUGAAAAGUAUUCCAUGUCUGUUGAGAUGACUUAAAACUGAAAGAAGAUAUAAGAUGUAUUAAAGAAACCUAUUUUGGGACUGUGUAGUGCAUGGUGAAUUCGGUUAUGCUGUAAUAUAUUCUGUUUGUUUAGGUUAGUGUGUUUUCUGAUUAUUUAGUACCUAUACCUAGCUCUUUUCCUAACUAGUUGUUGUAGCAUGUCUUUUAAUAAAUGUCAUUACAGCUGUACUCUCUUAAA